AAGGGAUGAUCAUAACCAUAUGGAGAGGGUGUUUGCUCAGAGGGAAAGACUGAGCAAGAGCUUGAAGGAAGAGAGGGUGACAAAGGAAAAAAAUGAAUCUGAAGGUUUUUAUCAACAGAAGACGUGCAGUCAAAGGAUAAAAUAUUCUAAAGCGACGGGAAGCUGAGGAUUAAGAAUGUAAGAGGACUUUUCUGGACAAAGAAGUUUUUUCCUUUUGAAACAAUAUUAGUCAGGAAGGGGUACAUGAAGAAGAAAACAGAGAGGAGGGCGAAGAAGGAAGUAGUUUUUACGCAAUGGAGGUGUAGCUGAGCCCCUCACAAGAAUGCUCCUGGCUUCCCCUGCCAUCUGGAAUGUCAAGUCACUUCCUCUGUCUGUCCUACCCUAUAACAGGAUUUUCCUCUGUGUCUGUGCUCCCUCCCCUGCUCUGACAGCAGUCUGAAGAAGACCACACCAGUUUGCAUUGGACUCUUCUGACUGCAACUCAAAAACAUUAGGUUUGAAAGUAAGACUCCUGCAGGAGCCCACAUCCUUUGAUGCUCACUCUUAAUGGAAUAAGGAUUUGAAAAAAAAAGCAAAGACGGCUGCAGUCAUCAGCUGAACUUAUAGGGAGGGUGUUCCUUUUCCCUUAUAUGGCAGCAGAGCAGGGAAGUUAUUUGAAUUAGUCUGGUUUCUGUUGCACGUCUGUCUGGUUUUAAUGCUGACUGAUUUCCAUCUGCUAUGCCUGUGCAUAUGUGAGUGUGUGUGUGGUAAGCAUGUGUUCACUUCAGAUUGUUUGUUUUCCUAUUUUUGGUUCAUCUUUUCCUGUUGUUUGAAUAUAGAGGUUUUGUUUUGGGAUAAGAAGGAGGGCUUGUGUUUGUGGUUUAGCCUGAGGAAGAGUCGUCGCCUUAGGACUGGCUGCUUCAUUCAGACUCUGCUGUUUUUUUCUCUACCACUUUCUCCUCUCGCGCUUGCUCAGCUGUGAUGGUCUGUGUUUGUUGGAUCAACACGCACACUUUCACAGGGUGGAGACGCUAACAACAUUAAAUCAGAAACUGGGGCUUUAUUGAGAAAGAUAUGACCAGAAUGGAGGAUUUUGCUGAGAAGUAGAGGGCGUGUUGGAGUGGAAUAACCUGGUGGCAUUUCUUUUCACAUCUGCUUGCUUUAAAGCAAUGUGAUGGGUUACCCUGGCGCAACGAGGAAGGACCCAGGAAGUGCCACAAUCAUGGGAAGGCUUUAAAUACUCAAGCAGACCACAGUGGUUUUCUGAUGCCACUGACUUGCAAGAGAGACCUCCGGAGCUAUGAAAUGACUGCAAGCCUAAGACUUUAAACCUGUGCUGGACAUGGACCCUCUGCAGAGUUAAUAACCUCAUGUGGAUUAUUCUCGUGAGCGUUGUCCUCCUCAUUGACUACCAUGGCUUCGGCAUCAUGGUACCAUUGUGACAUCAGCCGUGUGAGAGCAGAGGACUUGCUGGCACGGGCAGGAAGGGAUGGCAGCUACCUGGUGAGAGACAGUGAGUCAGUGCCAGGAGCAUAUGCAUUGUGCCUGCUGUUUCAACGCCAUGUUCACACAUACCGUAUUCUUCCUGACCCAGAUGGUCUUCUGGCAGUUCAGACAACACAGGGUGUGCAGGUGAACUGUUUUCGCACACUGGAGGACUUGGUGUUGGGAUACCAGCAACCCCACAAAGGCCUGGUCACCCCUCUUCUCUACCCUGUGUCCCAUGACACAGACUCAGGGGAUGAAAGCUCAGACGAUGAGAAGCCAGCGCCUAUCCCAGCUCCUGUCAACACAGUGUCAUUCAUGGGAUCGCCACCAAAAGCAGCCCCUCAUACCUUAUUCCUGGAGAAGCUGCAAGAGCUGAACACAUCAAAUAUUGCAGGUGAAGUGAUUGGCCUGCUCAAUGACUACCUCUUCAGUGAGCUGCCUCUGGACAUUGAGAAUGUGCAUAAAGGGGCUACGACUUUAUAUCGCCUCAAGCGCACUUUGGCUACAGCCUGCCAAGGCCUCAACAGUGAGAUAGAUCUGACACUUUCCAGUCUGGAAACCUUGGCCAAAGUCUUUGACCAUCCCAGCUGCUCUAUAAAUCCUGUCAAGGCACAGGGUCCAGAGAAGGAGAUUGAAAGCUUGUUGUGCAAAAUCUCAGCUCUGAUCAGCCUCCUUUCUUCGUUGGAGAAAAAGGUUUUACAAGCAUUACAAGAUGCUGUGACAAAUCACAACCUGGCAAUGCAGCCCAGCCCACCACCUCCUGAUUCAGCACCCAACACUGCAGCUCCUGCAAAGAGCAACACCAGACAGCUGCCUGUCCACUCCUUUCAGGUGAAGAUGGUGAGGUACGGUAGACAAACUGUUUCUGUGGAUGUUGACACAGGAAUCCUGUUAUUUGACAAGAAGGUGGGCUCAUUUGGCAUCGAGAGAGUCUCUCAUAACAGAAUUCUUCAGAUUGUCAAGUUCCAAAACUACCCAGCCAAGAUCCGUAUGGUUGUUGACAGCUACCUCAGCACACCGCGGGAGAUGACAUUUGAGAGCGCUCGGAAAUGUGACUCGUUCUGCCAACUCUUCCUGCUGAUGAAGUCCAGGCACUCUCAGCUGGAGCAACCUGAUGUGGUCUCUGUGUUUGUUGGCACCUGGAAUAUGGGUGGUUCUCCUCCUCCUCGAAGCCUGCAGUCAUGGGUGACCUGCUGUGGUUUGGGACACACCCCUGAUGAGUCCACCGCUUUUAUUCCACAUGACAUCUAUGCUUUAGGGACUCAGGAAAACCCUCAGGGGGAGAAAGAGUGGACAGAGCAUAUCAAAGCAACUCUACGCAGCUACACUCAAAUCGACUUCAAACUAGUGGCAGUGCAGUCCCUCUGCAAUAUGAGGUUGGCGGUCUUUGUAAAGCCUGAGCAUGAGAGUCGCAUUACUCAUGUGAGCACAGCCAGUGUGAAAACCGGUCUUGGAAACACUCUAGGAAACAAGGGAGGAGUGGGAGUCUCCUUCUUCUUUAAUGGAACAUCUUUUGGGUUUGUUAACUCCCACCUCACCUCUGGAAGUGACAAAGUUCUAAGGAGGAAUCAGAACUUUGUGGACAUCCUCAGACUGCUCUCCCUGGGUGAUAAACAGCUCUCUGCCUUUGAUAUAAGCCUGAGGUUCACCCAUCUCUUCUGGUGUGGAGAUCUCAACUACAGACUUGAUCUAGAUGUACAGGACAUCCUGAAACAUGUUUCCAAAAGAGAAUUUGAAGAACUCAUGUUUGCAGACCAGCUGACUCGAGAAAGACAAAAAAGGAAGGCCUUUUUCAAUUUCAAGGAGGAGAAGAUUGCAUUUCCACCCACCUAUCGUUAUGAACGAGGCUCCAGAGACUGCUACCUUUGGCAGAAGUACAAGACAUCAGGAGUGAGAGUUAAUGUUCCAUCAUGGUGUGACCGGAUUCUGUGGAAGUCCUACCCAGAAACGCACAUCAUCUGCACAGCAUAUGGUUGCACUGAUGACAUAUUUACAAGUGAUCAUUCGCCUGUUUUUGCUACUUUCCAAGUGGGAGUGACAUCUCAGUGCUGCAACAAAUCAGAUGUGAAUUCCAGUGUGGAAAGGACCUGGAUUGAGCUGGAGGAAAUUGACACCAUAGUGAAGACGGCAAGCAAGGCAAAGUUCUUCAUCGAGUUUCACUCCUCCUGCCUUGAAGAGACGCAACGCUCCAGUGAAAAUAAUUUGCAAAGCUGUAACAUUCCGGGGUUUCUCAAACUGGGCUGGACCAGCAAACAGCUUCCGAAGCUCAUUCCAGUCUUAUCUGAUCUGGAGUACCUCCAGGAUCAGCACUUGCUGUUAUCUGUGAAGUCAUGCGAUGGAUUUGAAUCAUACGGCGAAUGCUGUGUGGCUCUACAGACAGUGAUGGGUGCAUCACAGAAAUUUGAGACUUUUUUGUGUCAUCGGGGCGAGGAGAUGGGCUCCAUCCGAGGACGGGUCAGAGUUCAUGUGCCCAAGGACAGGCGAGCAAUCCGAAAGAAGAUUUAUGACUUGCUCUGUCUUGAGAAAAUUGAUAAAGGUCCUGGAAGGGGAAAUGUGUCCCUUGCAGUAACACGGAUCCCAGUAACUAGGCCAUUGGAAGUUCCUGUUAAAACUGCAGCAAACAGCUACACCAACCCCGCCUACUACAUUUUUGAAGGCGUAUCAGUAACACAACGAGUGGAGGAGCCUCCUCCCCAGCAAAGGGACCCUCAGAUGAUUUGGUCUGGAAAUGAGGCCCUGCAGCUUCCAAAAGUCUCAGGGCGACAAGGCUUUGACAGGACACCUUGUCGCAGAUCAGACUUUACAGAGAUUGAAAUUCCAGCCAACCUUACCCAGUGCAAUCUAACAAAAGACCUCCACCCGUCCCAAAGCAUUUCAUCCUAUCAGCUCUUCCCAGCCCAAAGCCCAUCAAUGCCCCCUCCUUCAAAAGAUCCCAUUCCUCAGUUCCAGCAACAAACUUCUCAAAGCAGAGAAAAAUACCAGGAUCAACAAAAUGUUGAGGAGGACUCCAUGCAGUCUAAAAGCAACGUGUAUAUCAAUCGCACAGACAUUCUAAAGAAAAAUGACAGGAGCGAAAAACACAGUUUUGUUCCAGUGAGAACGAAUGCUAUCAAUGCAAAGUCCCCAUCACUCCUGCCAUAUAUCCCUGCUCCCUUGGACCAUAGGCAGCACACUGUUUCCUGGAUCAUUGAUAAGCCGCCCUCAGCAGGGGACAACUCCCUCACUGCUUUGCAAAUUGCCAAGUCCCUCAGUGAGGUUGACUUCUUUCCUUCAGAGGAGAGAGUCCCAGUCAGGCAGAGGGUGAUUUAUGGAAACAGUCCCUCCGUGCAUGGAAACAGAGGCUGCUUCUGGGAUAAAGAGGUGUCUGUCCUAAAAGGAGCUCCAGAAACUGUGCAGGAGCUUCUUAGUACCCUAGGUCUUCAAAAGUACACCUUGGGACUUAGCCUUAAUGGCUGGGAUGAUCUGGAUUAUUUCAGCGGGAUUACUGAGGAGGAUCUGUGUGCAGCAGGUGUAACAAACCCCUCACACCGGCGAAGGAUCAUGGAAAACCUUCCCAGGAACUGGAACUGACAGAGAGAAAGUGGUUCAAAGCCAUCAUCCGUUCUGCUCUUAACUUGAACUGUAAUAAGUCUGCUCUGAUCUUAAUAAGCAUCAUGUUUGAUGGACCCUGUCCUCUUGUUAUGCACUUAGUUAAAACUGUAACACAUGGUUGUCAGUGCCAAAACAGAAAAAGAAGCAUAAUGCAUGAAGUACCUGUUGCACACAAUAAAACAUUAAUUUGCAGCGUAGAUAACAAGUUGAAGAAGUUGUAAUUAUAUUAAAGCCUCUAGGAAAUAGUAUAACCCAUUUUCCUGUUUUUCACGGUUCUUUCUAAGCCAGUGUUUGCUAUCAGUUUUCCAUUAUGUCAUUAUGUUUUUUUUUUUUUUUGCUACCAAUGAGCCACAAUAGGUCAUUAGAAUAAAUCAAGAGAGCAUAGUUCCAUUAAUAUAGCUACCAGAAGACUGCCUGGAAACCUCUAGAAAAACCAUUCCAUCUCUUUAUAAUUUUGCUAUCAUGUCGCCUGAUCAGUAGCUGCGUCUACUGCGCAUGUUUAUAUAGCUCAUAAAGCAAUACUUGACUGUCACCGAG
Cyprinodon tularosa is the source of this 5595-nucleotide messenger RNA. It is a transcript of the gene inppl1b, whose product is annotated as inositol polyphosphate phosphatase-like 1b. Gene Ontology annotation, molecular function: protein binding; phosphatase activity. The transcript has 27 exons. Gene Ontology annotation, biological process: phosphatidylinositol dephosphorylation. The record is from RefSeq and is a predicted model, not a curated record. Lineage: Eukaryota; Metazoa; Chordata; Actinopteri; Cyprinodontiformes; Cyprinodontidae. The coding region runs from base 1393 to 5037 and encodes 1214 amino acids.